AGUCCGUCGCCUAAAAAACUACAAUUCCCAGAAUUGUCGCAGCGUCCGCCAUCUUGCUUAAGGCGGUCCUCCGACGGCACAGAGACCUACCACGUUUUGUGUACUGCUCUCUCAUGUACGCUGAACUAGUAGCGAAGCGUGAAGUAUAAUUUACAAACCCACCGGUGUUUUACAUUCCAGCAGCCGGACGUGAUUGAAACCAUGGGCGAACAGAUGCGUGCGCUGUGCGAGGAGCUUAUAAAAGCUGUGAAUGUGAUGAUGGAGGCAGAAUCCAGCCAAACAUACCGACUGGAGGCCUUUAAGUUUAUUGAAGAUUUCAAGGAGAAAAGUCCCUUCUGCGUUGAAUGUGGUCUUCAGCUAGCAGAGAAGUCCCAGACUGCAGUGAUAAGACACUUUGGACUGCAAAUACUGGAGCAUGUGGUCAAGUUUCGCUGGAAUAACAUGGCACCGCAAGACAAGCUCCAGCUGAAGAACUGCACCAUGGGCAUGUUGUCAAAUGGUACACAUCCGAUUCUCCAAGAGGAAUGUCAUGUUAAGGACGCCCUCUCCCGCAUCGUGGUGGAGAUGAUCAAGAGAGAGUGGCCGCAGCAGUGGCCCGAUAUGCUGAAGGAGAUGGAGGCCCUCACCGCUCUCGGGGAUGCUCAGACCGAGCUUGUAAUGCUGGUUCUGCUGCGGUUGGCCGAGGAUGUGAUCACGUUUCAGACGUUGCCCUCUCAGAGACGGCGGGACAUCCAGCAGACGCUCACACAGAAUAUGGACAGCGUCUUCACUUUCCUGCUGGGGAUACUGCAGCUUCACGUCAACGAGUACAGCAAGAUGAAAUGUGUUGCUGGUCUGGAUUUAAAGAUGAAAGCUCACUUGCGUGUUGGUGUGGCUACUCUCAACACUCUAGCAGGCUACAUUGACUGGGUUUCUCUGAGCCACAUCACCAGUCAAAACUGCCGUCUUCUGGAGAUCUUGUGCCUGUUGUUGAGUGAACCUGAGCUGCAGCUGGAGGCCGCAGAGUGUCUGCUAAUUGCGAUUAGUAGGAAAGGCAAGUUAGAGGAGAGGAAACCAUUUAUGGUGCUCUUUGAUGAAGCUGCAAUGAACUACAUCUUGUCUGCAGCACAGUCAGCAGAUGGUGCAGCUCUGUGCAACCAAUCCUCAGGUGGCAUCGAUGAAAGGAGAUACACUUUUCUGAAGAGGCUCUGUCAGGUUCUCUGUGCUCUGGGCAGUCAAGUCUGCUCUCUAGUGGGUUCAGAUGUGGAAGUGCAAGUUCCUGUUAACUUGAAUAAAUAUUUGGAAGCUCUUCUAGCGUUCACUACUCAUCCCAGCCAGUUUCUGAGGUCGUCAACGCAGAUGACCUGGGGAAUCAUAUUCCGACAUGAAAUACUGUCAAAGGAUCCAGUAGUUGGCCAAAUGGCCAUCAAAUAUUUAAGAGCGACGAGGAUCAAUCUUGUAAAAACUGGAUUUCCCUCCAAGAAUGAUUGUCCAGGCUGUGAAUUCUCCAGAGUGGACUUUGACAGCGAUGAAGAUUUCAACUCCUCCUUUAAUUCUUCCAGGGCUCAGCAGGGGGAAGCGGUUCGCCUCACUUGUAGAAUCGUCCCUUUUAAAGCCUUUCAAAUUGCAAGGGACUGGAUGCAGUAUCAGAUCAGCACACCUAUAGAUGCUGGAAAAACAACAGCCAAGACAGAGAAGGGUCUCUGCUCUCCUCUGUCCCCUUCGGUGGUUCAGUGGGAAGCCAUGACCACCUUCACUGAAAAUGUGUUUGGGCAGCUCUUCAAAAUCCUCGAAAAAGAGAAACUCCCCAUAGACGAGGGCAUGGCGCUGCUGCAGAUAGCGGUGAAUUUCGAGACCAGAGAUCCUCUCAUUCUGUCCUGUGUGCUCACCAUCGUCUCCACACUCUUCCCCAUUCUCACACACCGGCCUCACUUCCUACCUCAAGUACUCUUUAAGAUAUUUUCUGCAAUCACGUUUGAGUUGGUUGAUGAACGCAAGGCUCCUCGAACGCGAGCGGUGAAGAACGUCAGAAGACACGCCUGCUCCUCCAUCAUCAGGAUCUGUCGCGAUUAUUCAGACUUCAUGCUGCCGUGCUUCGACCUGAUGUAUGAGCACGUGAAGAGGCUGUUCUCCGAUGAGCUGCUGCUGACUCAGCUGGAGAAAUGUGCCCUCAUGGAGGCCCUGAUACUGAUCAGCAAUCAGUUUAAAGACUAUAAGAAGCAGAAAGCCUUCCUGGAAGAGCUGAUGGCCCCGGUCACUGCACUGUGGCUAUCGGAGGAGAUGAGGAGCGUGUUGUGGGACCCUGCUACUUUUUUGACGUUUGUUGGUGCUGAUCAGGAGAUCAGUGAUUCUGACACUGACGAACAGAUGGGCAUCAACAGGUCACGGAUUAGUCUUUGUGUGCACACCAUUCUCGGUGUGGUGAAGCGAGCUCGCUGGCCUGCUGAUGCUGACCAGGCCAAAGCUGGAGGUUUUGUGGUGCGCACUGCCUCUGAUGGGACCCCAGUCUACAGAAACCCCUGUGCAGAGGCCCUGCAGGCCCUGCUGCCCAACCUUCUGGCACUCAUCAGGACCAACAACAGCUUGUUCUUGCCGGAGAACAUCACCCGGCUCAGCAAGACCUUUGCUAGAGUCUAUGACAUUACGGACAUGGAGAAGAAUUGUGUUUUAGGAAUCUCUCAGGUAGUGUUAGACUCCUAUGAGGCGGCGGUGUACAAAAACUUUGCUGAGCGCAUGCAAGGCUUCUUCUCCUCACUCUUCGAAAACUGUUACCAUGUUCUGGGUAAUGUGGGUCCCUGCUUGCAGCAAGACUUUUAUGGUAUCGAGGGUUUGGCAGAGCAGAUUGUUGGAUCCGCCUUCAACCAUCUAGACAGCGUUCCAGACCACAGGCUCCGCCCCCUAAUCCAGACUGAACUUUCGGUGGCAGAUCAUCAACCAACGGGCCAGUCUGAGUGCUCAGGAAGAAGAGGAGGCCUAUGAGGAGAACCAUGUGACCCAGGAGAUGGUGGAGGAGCAGCUGCUGCGGCUGGUCACGCGAGAGGUCAUGGACCUUCUGAGUGUGACUUGCAUUACAAGGAAAUGUCCAGAGGUAAAUGCAAACAAAGAGGAAGCAGAUGGAGAUGAGGAGAUGGUGUCGAUGGACUCCUCACAGGGGAAUCAGGUCAACACACCUUCAGACGAGCUCUCAGAUCUGGGCAAGUGCCUUCUCCAAAGCGAGGAUAUUUACAUGACUGUCCUGACUAUAUGUUUUAACUGUCUGUCCUGGAAAGACACUGUAAACUGUCAACGCACUGCUGGUGUGCUCUGCUGGACGCUGCUGAAACAGGUUCAGGGUGGGAAUCUGCUCCCGGAGGCCGUGACGUGGCUCUUCGCCAGCGUCCUGAAGGGUCUGCAGAUGCACGGACAACAUGAAGGCUGUAAUGUGGCGCUCACUCAACUGGCCUUGCUCAUCUACGAGUCUCUAAGACCUCGAUACGCAGAGCUGCGCUUGAUCAUGAAUCAGAUCCCUGAUGUCCAGGCUGACGCGCUGGAGCAGUUUGACCAGAAGAUCCAGCCCGGAGCGUCAAAGCUGGGAGAGAAGAAGAAGAAAGAGCAGUUUAGGAGACUCAUCGCAGGAACUGUCGGGAAACCCCUCGCACAGCAGUUCAAGAAGGAAGUGCACAUCCGAAACCUUCCGUCUCUGUUCAAGAAGCCCAAACCCACGAAAGACUUGCUGGAGAACAACGAGGACGCUACUCUGAUCUCUCUGUUCACUCCAGACCAUGACAGAUGUUGAGUAAAGCUCUGCUUCAACUCAGU
Molecule: messenger RNA, 3777 nt
Organism: Danio rerio (zebrafish)
Lineage: Eukaryota; Metazoa; Chordata; Actinopteri; Cypriniformes; Danionidae
Source: RefSeq, a predicted model, not a curated record